AUGGAACACAAUCUAUCUGUUUGGACCAUUGGCUGGGACAUGAACCUUCUAGCUGCUACCUAUGCUGGUAUAGUGUCAUCAAGCAUUGCAUACUAUGUACAAGGUUUGGUCAUGCAGAAAAGAGGGCCUGUCUUUGUGACUGCUUUCAGCCCUCUGAUGAUGAUCAUAGUGGCAAUCAUGGGCUCUUUUAUCCUGGCUGAAAAGAUAUAUGUUGGAGGGAAGUUGUUGAAGAAAGGGUGUCGGGGUUACUUGGCAUAUGUGGUUGAUACUGAAAAUAAAGAUAUGACACUUAAAAAUGUACCAGUGGUAAGGGAAUUCACAGAUGUGUUUCCAGAAGAAUUAUCGGGGUUGCCAGUGGACAGGGAGGUAGAUUUUACCAUUGAGUUGGUACCAGGAACAACUCCAAUUUCUAUUGUUCCGUAUCAAAUGGCACCGACAGAAUUGAAAGAGUUGAAGAUAUAG
Messenger RNA from Cornus florida, 462 nucleotides. RefSeq names its product WAT1-related protein At4g08290-like. Bases 1 to 462 code for a protein of 153 amino acids. Lineage: Eukaryota; Viridiplantae; Streptophyta; Magnoliopsida; Cornales; Cornaceae. Gene Ontology annotation, cellular component: plasma membrane. Gene Ontology annotation, molecular function: transmembrane transporter activity. The record is from RefSeq and is a predicted model, not a curated record. The transcript is spliced from 3 exons.